Halteromyces radiatus is the source of this 2395-nucleotide messenger RNA. RefSeq names its product Lecithin:cholesterol acyltransferase-domain-containing protein. Gene Ontology annotation, cellular component: perinuclear endoplasmic reticulum; cytoplasm. The transcript is spliced from 8 exons. Gene Ontology annotation, biological process: triglyceride biosynthetic process; lipid storage. Gene Ontology annotation, molecular function: phospholipid:diacylglycerol acyltransferase activity. The coding region runs from base 87 to 2330 and encodes 747 amino acids. Lineage: Eukaryota; Fungi; Mucoromycota; Mucoromycetes; Mucorales; Cunninghamellaceae. The record is from RefSeq and is a predicted model, not a curated record.
UUUUUUUUUUUCUUUCGUCCCGGCUUUUCCCAUUUCUCUAUUUGAAAAAAAAAAAAGGGUCAUUUAUAUAACAUUAUUUUGUUACAAUGCGCCAUCGAAAGGGUAAAAAAUCAUCUUUACACGAAGAUGAAUCAACGUCGUCAGCCACACCUGAGGUCAAUUUGGAAAAACAUCAACGAAGACGAUCAAGUACAAAGCCUCCUCGACUUCCAGCUUCUGAAAGAAACUCUACAAUGCAACCAGAAGAUAUUCUUGGUGAUUGUUCCAUCUUCCAACCUGCUCGACCUCCUUUUUGGAAAAGAAAACGGUUUCAUUUCAUUGUUGGUGUGACAGUAGGACUCUUGGCAACAUAUGGUGCUUCCACUACUCCCACAGCAAAUGAUUUCCAGUCUUAUCUCUCUAUGCAAUUGGCAGAAAUGGACUUUCCUUCACUCAUGCUUCCUACUGGUGUACUUGUUGAUGAUCUUCUUGGUAACUUUACAAGUUUUUUCAAUCCUGCCAACACGCCUACCAUCACUGAAGAAACAUUUAUGCCUGCUUGGGGUGCAAAGGAUACUAUGGAUUUGAAACCUCAUUUUCCUGUAGUCAUUGUUCCAGGUGUGAUCUCAUCAGGCUUAGAAUCUUGGUCUACCGAUGAAAAAGCAAGAAAAUACUUUCGAAAAAGAAUGUGGGGGACAGCUACCAUGUUUCGCGCCGUGAUCUUGGACAAGGAAAGUUGGAUACAUCAUGUACGACUUGAUCCUGUGACAGGUUUGGAUCCUCCUGGAGCCAAAAUUCGGGCAGCACAAGGAUUAGAUGCUGCUGAUUACUUUGUGACAGGAUAUUGGAUUUGGGGUAAAAUCAUUGAAAAUUUGGCAGCCAUUGGAUAUGAUAGUAACAAUAUGAUGUUGGCAAGUUAUGAUUGGCGUUUGGCUUUUUCUAAUUUGGAGGUUCGUGACAAAUACUUUACAAAGCUGAAAGCUCAUUUGGAAACUUCAAAACUGGUUCAUGGCAAGAAAACCGUCUUUUUGGCACAUUCAAUGGGAUCCAAUGUUUUGUAUUACUUUUUCAAGUGGGUUGAAUCUCCUGAAGGUGGUAAUGGUGGUGAUCAAUGGGUUAAUGAUUAUGUCGAAUCUUUUGUUAAUAUUGGAGGACCCAUGCUUGGGGUACCUAAAGCUAUGACAGCUUUGUUAUCCGGUGAAACUCGUGAUACUAUAUCUUUAGGAAGUUUCGGUGCUUAUCUCUUGGAAAAAUUCUUCUCUCGAAAUGAACGUGCAUCUUUACUAAGAACUUGGGCUGGUGGGUCAUCCAUGCUACCAAAGGGAGGAAAUCACUUUUGGGGAAAUUACGAUGCUGCACCUGAUGAUAGCAAAAUUUCAACAACGAAACAAAAGGACGAUAUGGACAAAGAAAUAUUAAGCAAUGAAAGUCACUAUAUUCAUACACACGGAAAGUUAUUGACGUUUUUAAAGAAACGAUCCCUGGAAGGUAUUGAAGACAACAACAUCACAUUGAACUUGGAUGAGGAAAACAAUGACAACAAUAACAACACAUCGAUGAAAGAUAAAUAUCAUUACUAUUCGAUGAAUGAAGCCUUGGAAUUAUUGUUUGCAACGGCAUCCAAGGACUAUUCUAUUAUGGUCAAGAAUAACUACUCGAAUGGAUUUACUUUUUCAAAACAACAACUACAAAAAAAUGCUUAUAACCAUACAAAGUGGGCCAAUCCCUUGGAAACUCAGCUACCUAAUGCACCAAAUAUGAAGAUAUACUGCUUAUAUGGAGUUGGCUUACCAACUGAACGAAGUUAUCAUUAUGCUUACGUCAAUCAUGAUCAAAGUUCCUCUUCUGUUUCCAAUACAAGUUGUGAAAAUUCUGGUUUGGAAAGUCAAGAUGAUGUUUCUCUAUGUUUGACUUCUCCUGGAUCGUCACCUUACUCAUCUAAUGGACAAGCUAAAGAUGAAGAAGGUGGUAUCAAACCACCACGUCUGAUGUAUAUUGACAACUCUGAAAAUGAUGGUGUUCGUUUUAGUGAUGGUGAUGGUACCGUACCAUUACUAUCUCUAGGCUUCAUGUGCUCUCCUUCCAAUGGUGCUUGGACGAAAUAUCGUGAUCUAUAUAAUCCUGGGCAUAGUCCUGUCAAACUCAAGGAAUACAUGCAUGAAGAAUCUGAUGGUAUUGUCAAUGUUCGGGGCGGAAACAAGGCUGGUGAUCAUGUAGAUAUACUUGGCAACUGGGAAAUGACGUUGGAUUUAUUAAGAAUAGUAUCAAAUGCUGGUGAGAAUGUCACUGAACAAAUAUAUUCCAACAUUGAAGAAAUAUCAAAUCGGAUACCUAUAGUACCACAACCCUAGGUUUUUUUUUUUUUUUUAGUGUAGUAUAGUUAAUUAGUUAGUCCAUUAGUUAGUUAGAAAAAAAC